This is a messenger RNA of Phycodurus eques (leafy seadragon), 3809 nucleotides long. It is a transcript of the gene spred3, whose product is annotated as sprouty related EVH1 domain containing 3. The coding region runs from base 56 to 1606 and encodes 516 amino acids. The transcript has 6 exons. The record is from RefSeq and is a predicted model, not a curated record. Gene Ontology annotation, biological process: multicellular organism development; negative regulation of MAPK cascade. NCBI's taxonomy places the organism in Eukaryota, Metazoa, Chordata, Actinopteri, Syngnathiformes, Syngnathidae. Gene Ontology annotation, molecular function: protein kinase binding. Gene Ontology annotation, cellular component: membrane.
ACAGCGAGAGGAGAGCCCGCCGCGGUGGGCUCCGGCGAGUGGGCAACGGCGAGCCAUGGAGGGCGACGUGCGUGUUCGCGCCGUGGUGAUGACACGUGACGACUCCAGCGGCGGCUGGGUCCCACUGGGCGGGGGCGGCCUCAGUCACGUGGUCAUAUGCAAGGGGCGAGGCAACAAGCGGAGGGAGUAUGUCGUACGCGGGGAGAGGCUGCGGGACCGAGCGCCGGUGUUGGAGUGUGCUGUGCAAAGGGGCCUGGUCUACAACAAGGUGAACCCCAUCUUUCAUCACUGGCGGGUGGACGAGCGCAAGUUCGGCCUCACCUUCCAGAGUCCAGCCGACGCCAUCUCCUUCGAGAAGGGUCUGCAGGCCGUCAUCGACAAGCUGGACCGAGGCUCGGACUCACCCUCGUCCUCCACGCCGGAGGAGGCAGACACAGAGGACGACGGGCAAGCUUCCCAUACAGGCAGCGAGUCGUCAUCCAACAGCAGGAAGGAGAUGCUUCCCAAGCCCAUCACCAUUGUUACCAGCGAGUCGUCCUCCACCUGCUUCGUGCGGACCGAGGAGUUCGCUUUCACAUCUGGUGGAACCACACAGACGCCUGCCCAGAUCCACGCCAGGCCGGGACAACACCAGGUCUCACAAAUGACCGCUGCCUUGAGUCCCCCAUCACCACCAUCCCAGCCUCCCGCUCUGCCGUCCCCACCCGCAGGCCCCCCGGCCUCGUCGCCACUGUCCCCCCUCUCGCCAACCCUUUCCCUGCUGGAGGAGGGGGACCUGCGCAGUGUGGAUCCCUGCAAGGACCUGUGGGGGUCCAGAGGAUAUGAGGACUAUCGACGAGCAGGAGUCACUAGGACUAUGGUUGGGGGGCUGACUGGAGGCGUCGUUGUAGGUAGCGGGGGGAGCCUGCAGGACAAGUCCGAGCUGUGUGUGGUCCGCUUUGAGAAGGAGAUGUCCGGGGUGGGCACAGGGGGCUGCGACGUUACGGUGAGUCUGGACAGCAAGGCGGCCCAGCGUCUGUCCUCGUCCUCACCCACCUGCAUGUCCAUCCCCAACAUUGUGUCCGACGUGUCCUCAGGGGCCGGCUCCCCCCAGGAGACUGGCAAAGGCUCCCCUUCGCCCUGCUGCAUACACACCUCCCUGGCCACGCCCCGCUCGCGGACUCGUAAGAGGGGCGGCGGGACCUGUGGGGACCCGGGCGCCAUCUCUCCCGAUGAUGACAGCCCGUGCCCGCAGGGAUCGUCGUCGUGCUCGUCCCGCUGUGUGUACUGCCGCUCGGUGUUCAGCGCCUCGGAGAACGGCCGGGGCCGCUGCAGGGAUGCCCCGGACCCGGCCCUGCACUGCCUCCGCCAGUGGACCUGCGUGUGGUGUGCAGAGAGCCUGCUCUACCACUGCAUGUCGGACUCCGAGGGCGAGUUCUGGGAGCCGUGCUCGUGCGACGACUCCAUGGGGGGCCAUCUGCACCCCCUAUGCUGUGCUCGUUGGCUGGCCCUUGUGGCCCUGUCGCUCUUCGUGCCCUGCAUGUGCUGCUACCUGCCUUUGCACGCUUGCCUGCGUUGCGGCGAGCGGUGUGGCUGCUGCGGGGGAAAGCACAAGGCGGUCCGAUGAGACCAGGCUUCGGGCGAGAAGUGAAAGGGGCACCCCUGACGUGGGGCCCAAUGUUAUUUUCUGAAGCCCCCCAAAGCCUUCCACUGCAUUCCGCUUUUUCUCUUUUCAACCCGGGGGGGCCUUCUUGGACUGGGGGUGUGUCGCACUCGGACCACCUUUCACGGAGCCUUUCAUUGUGGAUCCAAGCCGAUGUCCAGUUGGUGACCCCGAGACUUAACGCAAGAAUGAGGGUUGGUAAUAAUGACGUGUAUGUUGUUUUGAAAUGCCAGUUUGGAAAGAAAAAAACUAAACAUUUUACAGACACUGCCCAAUUUAUGAAGCUCCAUAAGGUUGUUUGUAACACGUUAUUUUGCAAUUUUUAUAUUGUCACUACGUAUUCCUUAGUGCCUAUUGAAAACUUAGUCAAUACAGUCUCAGUAGCACAGUGUUUCUCAACCUUUAUUGUGCCAAGGCAUAUAUUUUAUACAAACCCCAAUUCAAAUGAAGUUGGGACGUUGUGGAAAACAUAAUACAAUGAUUUGCAAAUCGUGUUCAACCUAUCUUCAAUUUAAUACACUACAAAGACAUUUAAUGUUCAAACUGAUGAACGUUAUUUUUUUGGGGGGCAACAAAAGACUGGAAAAGUUGACGAAUGCGCAAAAAUCCCCUGUUUGGAAAAUUCCACAGUUGAACAGGUUAAUUGGAAACAGGUGAGUGUCAUAAUUGGGUAUAAAAAGGAGCAUCCCCAAAAGGUUCAGUUGUUCACAAGAAAGGAUAGGGCCAAGUUCCCCACUUUGUCAACAACUGUGUGAGCAAAUACUCCAACAGUAUAAAAACAUUUCUCAAUGUACAAUUGCGAGGAAUUUAGGGAUUUCAUCAUCGACGGUGCAUAAUAUAAUCAAAACAUUCAGAGAGUGAAUGGCCGGCCUACAAAGAUAACCCUAAGAAAAAGCAAAAACUCAUCCAGGAGGCCACAAAGGAACUCAGGACAACUUGCUUCAGAUAAGGUAAUUGUUCAUGACACAACAAUAAGGAAGAGACUGGGCAAAAAUUGCAUCCAUGGCAGAGUUCCAAGGAGAAAACCACUGCUGACCAAAAAGAACAAAGGCUCAUCUUAAAAAAAAAAAUCUGAAUGAUUCCCAAGACUUUUGGGAGAAUAUUAUAUGGACUGACGAGACGAAAGUAGAGUUUUUUGGAAGGCGUGUGUCUCGUUACAUCUGGCGUAAAUGUAGCAAAACAUUUCAGAAAAAGAACAUUAUACCAAGAGUCAAACGUGGUGGUCGUAGUGUGACCGUCUUGGGCUGCUUCUCUCCUCCAGGACCUGGACAACUUGCUGUGAUUGAUGGAACCAUGAAUUCUGCUAUUGAACAGAGAAUCCUGAAGGACAAUGUUCAGCCAUUAGUUUGCGACCUCAAGCUUGGCGUACUUUGGUUCUGCAGCAGGAUAAGGAUCUGAAACACCCCAGCAAGUCAACUGCUUAAUGGCCUUAAAAAUAAUUAAAAAAAAGGUUUUGGAGUGGCUUAGUCAAAGUCCAGAAUUCAAUUGAGAUGCAGCAACAUGACCUUAAAAAGGCUGUUUAGGCUUGAAAACCCUUAAUUUUUGCUGAAUUGAAACAAUUCUGUAAGGAAGAGUGGGCCAAAAUAUCUCCACCGAGAUGUGAAAGACUCAUUGCCAAUUAUAGAAAACGCUUGAUUUCAGUUUUUUUCUGCUGAGCAUGGCCCACCAGUUAUUAGGUUUAGGGGGCCAUUACGUUUUCAUAAAGGGCCAGGUAACGUUGAAUAGUUUUAAUAAAUUAAAUCACCAUUUAAAAACAGCACUUGUUCAAGCACAAGUUCACUUGGGUUAUAUUUGUCUGAUAUUUACAUUUUUUGGGUUGUCUUAAUCAUUAAGGUGGGGAAACUGCAAAAAUAUAAGAAUUUAGAAGGGGGCCAAUACUUUUUCACAGCACUGUAGGUUGUAAAGGAUUUGCAAAUCACUCUAUUCUCAUUUUAUAUACUUUUUUCACAAUGUCCCAACUUCAUUGGAAUUGGGGUUUGUACUACAAAAUUCUCACAAAAUGUCACAAAAAGUAAGGAAAAUGAAAUAAUGAUUCUAUGUCAAUUUACUCACCAAUGUACUUAUUGUGAAAUCUCGGCCUGCUUAGUUGAACACAAAGCUAUUACAGUGAAUUCUAUUUGAUUGGGGCAAGAGAAAAGGCCCUGCCGCAAAUAGCAAAAACCAGCGA